UGUCAUUUUUCACCGCCAAUGCAUUUGGCAGGUUCCUGGUUCAAGGCAGACGUAAUGGCUAUGAUUCAAAAUGCUAUCGCAACAGGCUCCACCCCGAGUAAUUCAGACGCUUUCACAAUCAAUGGUCAACCAGGGGACUUAUAUGAGUGCUCGAAUGACACAACAUAUCGCUUACCGGUUGAAUCUGGCAAAACUUAUCUUCUUCGCAUUGUGAAUGCUGUAAUGAACGAAGAACAAUUCUUCGGAAUUGCUAACCACAACCUCACAGUUGUUGCGCAAGAUGCUGCAUACAUAAAACCAAUAAAUACAAGUUACAUAAUGAUAACUCCUGGACAAACCAUGGAUGUUUUGUUCACAGCAAACCAAAAUCUCAGCCACUAUUACAUGGCGUCGACGCCUUACGUCGAUAGUGGUAUUCUAUUUCCCAACACCACCACCACAGCAAUUGUUGAAUAUGAAGGCAACUAUUCUGCCCCUUCAUCUCCUUUCUUCCCAUCCCUUCCAAGUAACACUGACAUAACUUCUGCAUUAAACUUUACUAAUCAAAUAAAGAGCUUAGCCAGUAACGAGCAUCCCAUCAAUGUUCCCAAAAAUAUCAGCACGCGAAUCUAUAUAACCGUUUCUUUGAAUCUAUUGUUGUGUGCCAACGGCUCGUGUGAUUCCGGCACUGGUGAUAGACAAGCCGCCAGCUUAAAUAAUAUUAGUUUCGCCACUCCUCAAAUCGAUAUACUACAAGCAUACUACAGGAAUUUGACAAACGGAACUUUCGACCGCGAUUUCCCAAGCGAGCCACCAUUUUUUUUCAAAUUCACAGGAGAUGUGUCAAAUGUAGGAGCGUUCACAGCGCAAGGGACAAAGGCAAGGAUGAUAAAUUAUGGUGAAGUGGUGGAAAUUGUCCUCCAAGGGACAAAUAUUGGAAAUGCACCGUCAAGUCAUCCAAUGCAUUUACACGGUUUCAGCUUCUAUCUGGUUGGAACGGGUUCAGGAAAUUUCAACAAUGUCACUGAUCCACUCUCUUAUAAUUUGGUUGACCCACCUGUAGUUAACACCAUUAACCUCCCAAGAAGUGGAUGGGCUGCAAUUCGGUUUUCAGCUGACAACCCCGGUGUGUGGUUUAUGCAUUGCCAUUUAGAGAGGCAUUCAACAUGGGGCAUGGACACAGUUCUCAUUGUACAGAACGGGCGUUACCAGAACCAGAGCAUGCUGCCACCACCAGCUUACAUGCCUCCUUGUUAUUAAUUUGUCUUGUGCUUAAUUAAUUAAGUUGUCGUAGCUCCUGUUUAAUUGAUUACAAUUUUAGUAAUAUGGAAUGUACUUCAAUAAAAACAUUAAAAAUGUUAUCUGAUAAUUAAUUUGCAUUUGUAUUGAUGGAA
Messenger RNA from Mangifera indica (mango), 1373 nucleotides. RefSeq names its product laccase-15-like. Gene Ontology annotation, molecular function: copper ion binding; oxidoreductase activity. The coding region runs from base 19 to 1239 and encodes 406 amino acids. Lineage: Eukaryota; Viridiplantae; Streptophyta; Magnoliopsida; Sapindales; Anacardiaceae. The record is from RefSeq and is a predicted model, not a curated record. The transcript is spliced from 4 exons.